Mandrillus leucophaeus (drill) is the source of this 4323-nucleotide messenger RNA. RefSeq names its product MYB binding protein (P160) 1a (gene MYBBP1A). Gene Ontology annotation, molecular function: sequence-specific DNA binding; transcription factor binding; transcription corepressor activity. Gene Ontology annotation, biological process: regulation of DNA-templated transcription. The transcript is spliced from 26 exons. Lineage: Eukaryota; Metazoa; Chordata; Mammalia; Primates; Cercopithecidae. The record is from RefSeq and is a predicted model, not a curated record. The coding region runs from base 57 to 4259 and encodes 1400 amino acids. Gene Ontology annotation, cellular component: nucleolus.
UGGAAGCUGCUGGGCCCGGGGCACACGUGUUUUGUGUUUCGGUGAGUGUGGCGGGGAUGGGGAGCAGGGAACUCGCCGAGCCGCUGUCUCCUGGAGAGGCGACGCAGAGUGGCGCCCGGCCUGCCGACCGCCAUGGCCUAUUGAAGCACAGCCGCGAGUUCUUAGACUUCUUCUGGGACAUUGCGAAGCCUGAGCAGGAGACGCGACUUGCGGCCACGGAGAAGCUGCUGGAGUAUCUGCGCGGCAGGCCGAAGGGGUCCGAGAUGAAAUAUGCCCUGAAGCGCCUAAUCACGGGACUCGGGGUUGCGCGAGAAACAGCCCGGCCAUGUUACAGUUUGGCCCUGGCACAGCUGUUACAGUGUUUCGAAGACCUCCCCUUGUGCAGCAUCCUGCAGCAGAUACAAGAAAAAUAUGACCUGUGUGAGGUGAAGAAGACAAUGCUGAGACCUGCUCUCUUUGCAAACCUGUUCGGAGUACUCGCCCUCUUUCAGUCAGGCCGGCUGGUGAAGGACCAGGAGGCCCUGAUGAAGUCGGUGAAGCUACUGCAGGCCCUGGCCCAGUACCAGAACCACUUGCAGGAGCAGCCCCGGAAGGCCCUGGUGGACGUCCUCUCCGAGGUCUCAGUGGCUACAUUGCAGGAGAUCCUGCCAGAGGUCCUUAAAGCCGACUUGAAUACAAUACUCAGCUCCCCCGAACAGCUGGAGCUCUUCCUCCUGGCCCAGCAGAAGGUGCCCUCCAAGCUCAAGAAGCUGGUGGGAUCCGUGAACCUAUUCUCGGAUGAGAAUGUUCCCAGGCUGGUGAACGUGCUGAAGAUGGCCGCCGCCUCCGUGAAGAAGGACCGCAAGCUGCCCGCCAUUGCUCUGGACCUGCUGCGCCUAGCGCUCAAGGAAGACAAGUUCCCACGGUUCUGGAAGGAGGUGGUGGAACAAGGGUUGCUGAAGAUGCAGUUCUGGCCAGCCAGCUAUCUGUGUUUCCGCCUGCUGGGCGCCGCCCUGCCCCUGCUGACCAAGGAGCAGCUGCAGCUGGUGUUGCGGGGAGACGUGAUCCGCCAUUAUGGGGAGCACGUGUGCACUGCGAAGCUCCCAAAGCAGUUCAAGUUUGCCCCAGAGAUGGAGGAUUACGUGGGCACCUUCCUAGAGGGGUGCCAGGAUGACCCUGAGCGGCAGCUGGCCGUGCUAGUGGCCUUCUCAUCCGUCACCAACCAAGGCCUCCCUGUUGCGCCUACGUUCUGGCGGGUCGUGCGGUUCCUGAGCCCUCCGGCCCUGCGGGGCUAUGUGGCCUGGCUGCGGGACAUGUUUCUCCAGCCAGACCUGGACUCCUUGGUUGACUUCAGCACCAACAACCAGAAGAAAGCCCAGGACGCGUCGCUCCACGUGCCUGAGCGAGCUGUGUUCCGGCUGAGGAAAUGGAUCAUCUUUCGACUGGUGAGCAUUGUGGACAGCCUGCACCUGGAGAUGGAGGAGGCCUUGACUGCACAGGUGGCCAGGUUUUGUUUGUUCCACGCGUUCUUUGUCACAAAGAAGCCCACAUCCCAGAUCCCCGAGACAAAGCAGCUGUUCUCCUUCCCUUUGGAAAGCCAGGCCCGAGAGGCGGCCAGCAGUGCCUUCUUCAGUCUGCUGCAGACCCUCAGCACUCAGUUGAAGCAGGCCACGGAGCAGACUCGGGGUGGGCAGCCCUGGACCUACCACCUGGUGCAGUUCGCAGACCUGUUGUUGAAUCACAGCCACAACGUGACCACUGUGACACCCUUCAGUGCGCAGCAGCGCCAGGCCUGGGACCGGAUGCUGCAGACUCUGAAGGAGCUGGAGGCCCACUCCUCCGAGGCCAGGGCUGCUGCCUUCCAGCACCUUCUGCUCCUCGUGGGCAUCCACCUCCUCAAGUCCCCUGCAGAGAGCUGUGACCUGCUGGGCGACAUCCAGACCUGCAUCAGGAAGAGCCUGGGAGAGAAGCCCCGCCGGAGCCGCACCAAGGCCAUCGACCCCCAGGAGCCCCCAUGGGUAGAGGUGCUGGUGGAGAUCCUGCUGGCCCUGUUGGCCCAGCCCAGCCACCUCAUGCGCCAGGUGGCCCGGAGCGUGUUUGGCCACAUCUGCUCCCAGCUGACCCCGCGUGCCCUGCAGCUAAUUCUGGAUGUGCUGAACCCGGAGACCAGUGAGGAUGAGGACCACGUGGUGGUGACGGACGAUUCUGAUGAGCGGCGGCUGAAGGGUGCAGAGGACAAGAGCGAGGACGGCGAGGACAACAGAAGCUCAGAGAGUGAAGAGGAGAGCGAGGGGGAGGAGAGCGAGGAGGAGGAGCGCGAUGGGGACGUGGACCAGGGCUUCCGGGAGCAGCUGAUGACCGUGCUGCAGGCUGGGAAGGCACUGGGUGGAGAGGACAGUGAGGAUGAGGAAGAGCUUGGGGAUGAGGCCAUGAUGGCCCUGGACCAGAGCCUUGCCAGCCUCUUUGCCGAGCAGAAGCUGCGUGUCCAGGCCCGGCGAGAUGAGAAGAACAAGGUGCAGAAGGAGAAGGCGCUGCGGCGCGACUUCCAGAUCCGGGUGAGCCUGGGGGCGGACCGCCCCCCCCUUGCCAGCAGUGCCCUGGAGCUGGGGGCCAUCCCUGCCCUUGACAGUCUCGAGUGGGGGUGGAGGGGGACAGUGAGAGCACCUGUGGCAGGGGACACCCAACCCAGUCCUCAGAGGUGUAGCGUGCGUGAGAGUUUGUCAGGCUGGGAGGCCUUGGGCAGGGCGGAGAGGGAGGAAGAGCAUCCUGACGGGAGCCGGUCAGACACGGAGCUGGAAGGUCAGGUGAGCAGCGAGGCCACGGGCCCCUGCACCCUUGCAGGCCCUGACCCUAGCGGUGCUGGGGGCCACGGAGGCAUUAUCAGCAAGAGCAUUGGCGUGGGGAAGGCUCUCGUCCUCACCACCCACAGGCACCACCUGUGCCGUGCCCGGCGCUACUGCCACGACUUGGGCGAGCGCACAGAGGCACUGCAUGCCCAGGUGGAGCGGUUGGUGCAGCAGGCUGGCCGCCAGCCCGACUCCGCCACCGCCCUCUACCACUUCAACGCCUCCCUCUACCUGCUCCGGGUCUUAAAGGGCAGCACUGCCGAGGGCUGCGGGCAUGAGACACAGGAGAAGCAGAAAGCCGGCACUGACCCCAGCCCCGUGCCCACCGGCCCGCAGGCUGCCAGCUGCUUGGACUUGAACCUGGUGACCCGGGUGUACUCAUCAGCGCUGAGCUCCUUCCUGACCAAGCGCAACAGCCCCCUCACAGUUCCCAUGUUCCUCAGCCUCUUCUCCCGGCACCCGGUUCUCUGUAAGAGGCUUCUCCCCAUCCUGGUCCAGCAUGUCACAGGCCCAGUACGGCCCCGCCAUCAGGCCUGCCUGCUGCUCCAGAAGGCCCUGUCCCUGCGGGAGGUGAGGUCGUGCUUUGAGGACCCCGAGUGGAAGCAGCUGAUGGGCCAGGUCCUAGCAAAGGUCACUGAGAACCUGCGCGUGCUGGGGGAGGCGCAGACCAAGACAGAACACCAGCAGGCACUGUCCUCCCUGGAGCUGCUCAACGCUCUCUUCAGGACCUGCAAACAGGAGAAGCUGACCUUAGACCUGACGGUGCUCCUGGGCGUGCUGCAGGGGCAACAGCAGAGCCUACAGCAGCGGGCACACUCCACCGGCUCCAGCCGCCUGCACGACCUCUACUGGCAGGCCAUGAAAACCCUGGGAGUCCAGCGCCCCAAGUUGGAAAAGAAGAGUGCCAAGGAGGCCCCCAGUGCCACCCAGAGCCCCACCAGCAAGAAGCGGAAGAAAAAGGGAUUCUUGCCAGAGACAAAGAAGCGCAAGAAACGCAAGUCAGAGGAUGGCACGCUAGCAGAGGAUGGCACGCCUGCAGCCACCGGCGGGAGCCAGCCCCCCAGCAUGGGCAGGAAGAAGAGGAACAGGACAAAGGCCAAGGUCCCGGCCCAGGCAAACGGGACGCCUGCCACCAAGAGUCCAGUCCCUGGCACCCCCACUCUGAGCCCCAGCACCGCUGCCAAAUCCCCAAAACUGCAGAAGAAAAGCCAGAAGCCGUCCCAGGUGAAUGGAGCUCCCAGGUCCCCCGUGGAACCUGCAGGCCAAAAGCAGCAUCAGAAGGCUCUUCCCGAAAAGGGGGUCUUGGGCAAAUCACCACUGUCUGCGCCGGCACGGAGAAAGGCAAGGCUGGCUUUGGUCAGCAGGAGUCCCGGCUUGCUUCAGAGCGGGGCCAAGAAGAAGAAAGCGCAGCUGAGGAAGGCGGGGAAGCCCUGAGCACAGGCACAGGCCACCCUCGGCCCCUGCUUCCAUCUGUCUGAGACUCCUAUUUUUUUUUUUU